Molecule: messenger RNA, 738 nt
Organism: Stylophora pistillata
Lineage: Eukaryota; Metazoa; Cnidaria; Anthozoa; Scleractinia; Pocilloporidae
Product: protein scabrous-like
Source: RefSeq, a predicted model, not a curated record
AUGGCGGCCAUGCAGUGUUAUUUUCGGGGAAAUGCUAACGACGGCCAAGCUGGAUUAAAUGCGCAUAGAGAUAUCUUGCAGGCGGACCUAGAUCAUGUAAGGGAUCACUGGAACACCCAUUACAUUCGAAAAUCACGUCACAAUACAGUCCCUGGUAGGCCUGAUGAGCUUUUGUACAUUCCAGAGAACAGUGGGUUUAAAGAUUUCAGAUGUCCCAUUACAAAACAACAACUGGACGAUAUGGCUGUGUGCUGCACAACAGACGAAGAAGAAAACAUUUUUCUGGAGUAUUCUAAUUAUGGGCUGGAGAGUUUAAAUUUUGCACCGUCCGACAAACUGGAGAGAGAGGGGAAGAGCUGCUCUCAGUUGUUUCAAGAUGGUUUUAGUAUCAGUGACUUAUACGCCAUUAAUCCGGAUGGCGAUAAACCGAUACAAGUGUUAUGUGAUAGGGCCAUGGAAGGAGGAGGUUGGACCGUUUUUCAGAGACGUUGGGACGGCUCUGUUGACUUCUAUCUUGGAUGGGAAUCUCACAAAAACGGGUUUGGAAAUCUGAACGAUUCUACGGAGCUUAUGGUCUUUGGGGAAGUGUUUGUCAAUCAAUGCGAGGAAUUUAUGUCCGAUGUAAUGCUGGUGUUCUUGGUGAAAGGUGGGUUGUACCAGACGAUGUUGUUGCGUUUUCAGUUCUUGCGUCUUUGUGUGUGCGUUGGUUGCUUGGUCGAGGGAGGUUUUGUCGGAUGA